Nanorana parkeri is the source of this 1986-nucleotide messenger RNA. RefSeq names its product sorting nexin-19-like. The coding region runs from base 199 to 1986 and encodes 595 amino acids. The record is from RefSeq and is a predicted model, not a curated record. Gene Ontology annotation, cellular component: early endosome membrane; intracellular membrane-bounded organelle. The transcript has 5 exons. Gene Ontology annotation, molecular function: phosphatidylinositol binding. Lineage: Eukaryota; Metazoa; Chordata; Amphibia; Anura; Dicroglossidae.
GAGUUCACGUGACCGCAGUUCCGUGAGGAGGCGGGUUAAGGGCGGAACUAGGGUGACAGCCGGAGAUAGUGCGGGAUCCGCCCACUGCAAGGUGAGACACCCGAGAGAGACCGGCUGCAGCAUGAGGAGGGAGACAACCUGCUACAUCCAAAGAAUCGAUCCCCCAGAGAUGUGACGUCAGCAGUGACAGUUGUCGCCAUGGCGGGUGUCGUGUCCGAGGCUGUGGCCCCCCCGAAGGACCCCCAAAUGAAGAGGUGGAAGCUCCUGUCUGUGGGUGCGCUCCUCGCCUGGCUGCUCCUGGUCCACCUUCUGGUCAAUGUUUGGCUCCUCCUCCUCUUCUCAGCCAUCAUGGCGGCGGCGGGAGCCUGGCUGGGUCCCCAGUUCAUCCUCGGCAGCUCCACCUCCAUCCACCUCGAGCGGUUCAUCGCCCUGGAGCGCAGCACGCGGUCCGCCGAUGCCGAGGACCAGCUGGACAAGGAGAUCCGACUGACCAUCCAGAAGAUCGUCCAGGACUUUGUGUCGUCAUGGUACCGCCGCCUGAGCCCCCGGACGGCCUUUGAGGAUGAGGUCAGAGGGGUCAUGUGGGACCUGGGGAUGGAGCUGAAGAGGCGUCUGCGCUCUGCUGACCGGGAACAGCUGACCAGGAAGUUGCUGGUCCUGGCCGGGUGUCACCUGCAAUGCUACAAGUGGGCAAAGGCCCGGGCCCAGGGUGUCACUGAGCCGUACGAGAGGGAGUCACUGCUGUGGGAGGCCUACCAGGAGCUCAGCCCCACCCACCCAGCUCUGUCUGGCUCCGCCCAGGAAGUCAACCACGCCCGGUGGUUGGUGGAGCUCCUACUGUCAGAACUGGUCCCCAGACCCCAGCUAGACACGCGCACCGGGAGGCACCUCGUGGUGGAGCUCAUCGCCUGUAAUGUGGUCCUGCCGCUCGUCGGGAGGAUGUCUGACCCGGACUGGAUCAACAUCGUCCUGACCAACAUCUUCUCCAAGACUCUGCUCAAAAUGGAGGAAGAGAAGUAUGAGAGUCUGGCUCCGCCCUCCAUUCCCAAGUCCCUCCCACUAGGCCCAGAUCCGCCUCCUCAGUUCAUCCUGCCUUCUCCUCCGUCAUCUCAGAUCUCUGGCUUCCCGGUGGUCGAUAGCGUGGAGGUGGAGCCGGAGGAGGUGCCGGAUGGGGGGGAGGAGUCCUGUAAAGAGAAGGUCGAUGUUUUCCCCAUUCAGUACCUGAUGCCGCCCAAUCCCAACAGCCCGUUCUUCCUGUGCGAGGAGUCCGAACCCGAGUCCCCCAUGUCCGAUCUGGGGCGAGAACUGGAGCGCCCUCUAAUGAACUCCACCGAGGAUCUCCUAUCUGACUGCGGCCUAGAUUCCCUGACCCCGGCCGAGAGCCCCGGGGCCCCUCCUUACAAUGAGACCAUGAGUGGUCUGUGUGAAGAAAGCUGCCCGCCCCUUAUGUCAGUAACCCCGCCCCGUCCAGAGAUCCUCAUCGAGUCCUCUGCCCUCCAAUCAGAAUUCACUUCUCUGCCCAACAACAAAGAUGGCUGCAGUCCAAUGGAUGGUUCCCCCCUCAUCGCGUCUUCCCCCACUGUCCCUAUCCAUCCCUUCAGCUUCAUCCCCCUCAGCAGCCCUGAUGGACCCGUCCUGAUCCAGAACCUCCGAAUCGCCGGGACCAUCACUGCACGGGAGCACAGCGGGACCGGAUCACACCCCUACACCCUGUACACCAUCAAGUAUGACACGGCCCUGGACAGCCAAUCACUGGGCACGCUGCAGCCGAUGGCUUAUCACACCGUGAACAGAAGGUAUCGGGAGUUCCUGAACCUGCAGACCCGCCUGGAGGAGCGCGCCGAUCUGCGCAAGUUUGUGAAACGUGAGAAACUUUUCUACAUGUUGUUUGGCUCGCCCCUUAGCAGAUCUGUGUGCGAGAGGCGGGCGGUCAUUGGCCGCACGCAGAGUGAUGCCGCACCCCCUUCAAUGGCGGUCGCUCUAUAA